AUGUUACCUUUAAAUUCGGCCAAGCGAACUUGUCUAUCUGAAUCACCAUAUUCCUCUAGCUUCGUCACCAUUCCCAACAUUAAUAACAUUGAUAUAAUACAACAACAGCAACUUAUAUCAAAACAAUUUUAUCAACAGCAUCGUCAUCGUUUAUUAUCAGAUUUGGAUAUUAUUCCUCCCAAUGAUCCAAAUGAUGAUGACAAUCUUCGUCAUAAACAACCAUUUAAUUCAUCAAUCUCGACAUCAAGUCCUCAACAAGAACAACAAAUUUUUACUAAAAGUGAUAUUCAUAGAAUCGAAAAAAAUAUUGAUUUAAUUCUUGAAAAUCCACAACCUUAUUCACCAUCACCUUCUUCAGAUAAUUCAAUCAUUCUUGAUUUUCCGAUUUUAUCAAGUCCAAAAAUCGAAGAAAAACAUAUCAAAUCACCUUUAUCCACGCUAUUGAAUCGUACUUUUCCUAAUGACGUCGUAGAAUUAGUAGAUAAAUUAAGCAAAUUGCCUAAAAAUAAUUCCAAUUUGGAUAUUAACGAUCCAAUCAACAAUAAUUUUUCUCGAGCAGCAUUACCAAAUUCUAAUAAUAAUUCGUUAACUUCGUCAUCAUUAAAAUUCACUGAUAUUUGGCUGAGAAAAGACAAACCCAUCCACUCCAAACUAUUGAUCUAUUCAACUUUGGCUUUUGCUGCUUCGAAAUUAUCUAACGACCCAUCAAUUCAAAAAACCGAAAACAAACCUGGCGGUGUGUUCUUUGAUGCUGCAAAGAAAAUUUUGGAUUCGGUAUAUGAUGAACCUAAAUUAGAAACUAUUCAAUCUUUGUUGCUUCUAGCAAGUUCCGAAAGGGCUCUUUCAAGAUUUAAUAGCGCUUUAAUGUUUUCAAAUAUGGCCGAUAAUUCAUUGACACCAGGGGAAGAGGAAGAAAGGCAUAGAAUCUUUUAUUGCGUCUACAUGAUGAGUAGACGGUGA
This is a messenger RNA of Entrophospora sp. SA101, 960 nucleotides long. NCBI's taxonomy places the organism in Eukaryota, Fungi, Glomeromycota, Glomeromycetes, Entrophosporales, Entrophosporaceae. The record is from the annotation of a GenBank genome assembly.